AUGCUCACUCCAGCCGCUCUCACGAUGCUGGCAUCCCUUUUCAUGGGCCUUUCUCAGGCCGCAGGGGUAAUUGACACUCCUCCAGGCUGCUCCCGCUGCCCUCAUCUCAUGUUUCGCUGGGUUCUCACCUUCGGCCUGCUUCUGUGCAUGAUCAUGGGCUGUGUUUCCGUCGGCUUCACUGUUGCAGGUUUCUACAAAAAGUGUUCUCCCCUGACAAAUUCCUCCUCUCAGAUCGCGACGCGCUCCAUUGAUGAUGUCUCAGCCAACGUGACACUGGUCGAACGCGACCUCUUGGGCCCCCUUUCUUCCGCCGCCCUGUCUACGGUCAUGACAUAUCCCUGCAGCGAUAAGAAGUGCCUGAAGAAGUACUACGACGAGAAGAAAGAGUGUCAUCCAUAUGACAUGGAAUGCUACAAGGACAGCUCCAGUUGGGACGACUACAAGGACCGUUGCACCCAUUCCGUUCAGAAGAAGGGCCCUUACGAUCCUUACAAUCCAUACGGCCCAUACGACAAGUGCUACGACAAAUGCUACUACGAGCGUCAGGGCUGCUUCAAAUACCGCAAGUGCAGCAAGGAAAACAAGGACUAUGACGACAAGGAGUGCUACAAGAAGCGCCGUGACGAGCCCGAACCACCAAAGUAUCGGGACCGCUUCUGCAAGCCCAAGUGCAAGCCUGAGUCCAAGGAUUGCUACCAGUGUAAGAAGCAUCGUGAGGAACCAGACCAGUACGAAUGCGACCCUCGCAAGGACAAGCACGAGUACUGUCUCCCUCACUAUGAUGAUCACGACGACCACUACCAUCAUCAUCACGACUACCAUCCCUUCGAGCCCAAGUCCUACAUCACCGCUCACUUUUACAACGACUACGGAAAGGACUAUAUCGAGAAGGUCUGGCCCGACGGUGAUGAGCACUGGUUCAAUGAAGGUGAAGAUCACUGGAAGAAGCACUUCGACGUCAAGUUCAUCAAGUACUACUCAGAGAAGGAGGACGGUGCCGUCCGCUGUCUUCCAACCAAGUCUUAUUUCCCCUGGACCCCACUCAAGAUCGAGAAGUUUGUCAAGCUGCCUGACGAGUACGGACUCAAGGUUCAUGGUCUGUACUUGGAGAAGUCUGAGCCUAUCGAGGUCAUUCGCUGUGAUCUUCCUUAA
Messenger RNA from Diaporthe amygdali, 1152 nucleotides. RefSeq lists its product as uncharacterized. Lineage: Eukaryota; Fungi; Ascomycota; Sordariomycetes; Diaporthales; Diaporthaceae. The record is from RefSeq and is a predicted model, not a curated record. The coding region runs from base 1 to 1152 and encodes 383 amino acids. The transcript is spliced from 2 exons.